AUGGUGAAAGAGACCAGCGGGGUGCUGGUCAAUGGAGAUCCCUCCAUUCUGACCUACAUCAAGCAUGUUUGUGGCAAGCACCAAGAGGUCCAGGUACGAAAGGUCGAGCAGUUGGACGCGCAGCACGUCUUCUGUGCUGGGCAGGGCUUAGACAAGUGGCUGGAAGAGAAGAUCGAUGCCUUUGUGGCUCGCAACAUGCUCGAGCCUCCAGAGGACACGGCCACCUUCCAGGGGCCCGCACAGGCAGAAACGCUCAGCCGCAUCAGCAUCCAGUCGCCCAGCGAGCUGAAGUCCGAGAUCCGCGGCUUGGCGGAGGAGCUGGACGUCAAGGUUGCAGCUGUGCCGGGGCAGGAGGCCCCUGACCUGGGCAGUUCGGAACCAUUACGCUUGGUGCCGCAGGUGCAGAUCAAGAGCAGCUACCACUCCCAUCGGAACAACGAGAAAUCGCGCGAAAAACUGAGGAUCCAAGCCGUUUCUGCAUAUCGCUCCCCUUGGGACGAGCGCUAUCCACCAAAUUGGAUUGAUGAGGACGAUCAAGGAAGAGAAGAGAAAUUGCGAAAGGAACAGGCCGAGCGGGAAGAGAACCAUGCGGAUCGACUCAAGGAGAGAGAACGGCUACCCAUCUUCGAGGCCAAGAAUCGAGUGCUGGACACCAUCCGCCGUGCGCGGGUCACCUUGCUGGCGGCAGACACUGGGUCAGGAAAGUCGACCCAAGUUCCUCAGUUCAUCUUAGACGAGGCAAUCGCACAAGGCUGUGGGCGUCAGGUGCACGUGGUCUGCACCCAGCCACGUCGCUUGGCAGCCGUCUCUUUGGCGUCCAGGGUCGCUUGGGAACGCGGCGAACGGUCAGAUGGCCAUGGAUCUACGGGACACGUGGUUCGCUGGGAAGAGAAACCGCCCAGGCCUUGGGGCUCCAUUUGUUUUUGUACAGUGGGGUCUCUGCUUCCUCGCAUCUCACGCCUGGGUGCGUCGCAUGUCAUUGUGGACGAGGUGCGUGUCAUGUGGUGCCUCCACGUCUCGCUCCCCAGCGGCUCUGGCGUUGCGGUGUUUGUGGAACCCGACGCGACGGUGCGGGAACUGAAGGCACUGGCGCAGCAGCAGCUGAAGAAGAGCUUUUUAAGGCUGUUGAGUACAGACGGUGGCCUAGCCUUUGCUAAGCGCUGGGGCGGAGGUGCUUUCCUGGACGCCCGCCUCUCGUUGGCCGCCGCCGGCCUCCACGACGGCGCUACCGUCGCUGCCGUGGCGCAGACGCCGUCGCUGGCGGCCACGGCGACGGCCUUCGCGCUGUGGUGCGGCGGCGACAGCGGCGUGGUGACCUGGGGCAAGGCGGAGAAUGGCGGUGACAUCGGAGACCUCCAGCCGCAUCUCCUUCACGUGCGGCACGUCGUCAGCACCUCCUCCGCCUUCGCUGCGCUGCUGGCAGAUGGCCGCGUGGUGACCUGGGGCCAGGCUGCGGCCGGCGGCGACUGCACAUUGGUGGCGGAGAUGUUGAAGGACGUGAAGCAAAUUCGAGGUUCAGGUGCUGCUUUCUGUGCAGUUCUCAGCGAUGGAAGUGUUGUCACCUGGGGCCACAGCAGCAGUGGUGGAGACAGCAACACGGUUCGAGAUUUACUUCAGCAUGUGGAGGAGGUGCAUGCAACUCACUUUGCCUUUGCUGCCAUUCUGGCAGAUAGAACGGUGGUGACUUGGGGCGGUGAAAAUUCCGGCGGUGACAGUCGCAGUGUACAGUACCAGCUGACCAAUGUGCGCACUGUGGUGGCUGCAGACCGGGCUUUUGCAGCGAUUUUGCUGGACGGAACAGUUGUGACCUGGGGCGAUGCUUUGGACGGUGGUGAUAGUAGUGCUGUCCAACAUCAGCUGAGGCAUGUCCAACAGGUGACAGCGACUUCCCGCGCAUUCGCCGCACUGCUGGCGGAUGGGACGGUGGUGUGCUGGGGCAGCCCGGAGAACGGUGGCGACAGCAAAAAAGUGCGAGAUCGACUGCGAGGUGUCAAGGAGAUUUACGCCACAGACCGUGCUUUUUGCGCUGUCUGUGAUGGGACCAUUGUCACAUGGGGCGAUCCAAUGUAUGGUGGAGACUCCCCCUGUCUCCUUGACCUCCCAAUCCUGCAUGUGGAGCCCAACGGUUUCGCCUUCGCGGUCCUUUCUUCGGAUGGCUCGGUGCUGGCCUGGGGCAACCCGUACUACGGGGGCAAUUGCCAGAAGGUACAAGAGGAACUUCAGGACAUCCUCUGCCUGAAGGGUUCCUCGCGAGCCUUCACGGCGGUUCGCUCCGAUGGUGUCCUGGUCUCCUGGGGCGAUCCUGGCGGUGGUGGCGAUGGCUGCAGGGAGACCCUUGCGGCCGUGUGGGGAUGACCGGGAUGACCGGGAUGACCAUCCAGGAGGAUGUUCCGAGCUACCGACAUGUGAGGGAAAGCUGAGGGAAAAUCGGAGAGGUUGGAAUUCUUGCCUUCGAUUGGGCAGUUUCCCUGAGAUGUUCGAAAAGGGUCUUGGAAUGAUGAUCGAAUCUGUAAAUCGAAUCUGGCAUGGCAGCUCUACUGCGACGAAGAGGGGGCAAACUUUGUAGAUCUGAAAAAUGGACUUGAAGAUGAUUCAAGCACCACGCGGAGGAAGUUACUGAAGGAUGAACAUCCUGAUGAAUCAACCAAUCAACAUUUGGAGCUCAGCCUUCGGAUUUGGACCAUGCGGGACCAUGCGUUGCAUCUGCAGCGCUUUGUUGAUGGGACAACUCAACAAGGACUCCAACUGGCAACAGCUGAAGAGAUGAAUGAUGAAAAAGGAGUUCGCUGCGAUCUUGUGAAAUUGAGGCCACAAGUAGCCUUGGUUGCAGCAUUUGUCGAUCACUGAGGGCUCAAGUCUCAGGAGUCUCAGAAAUGCAAAUGGAGGCUUUUACUCAAAGCGGUUUUAGCCAGUCA
Molecule: messenger RNA, 2915 nt
Organism: Cladocopium goreaui
Lineage: Eukaryota; Dinophyceae; Suessiales; Symbiodiniaceae
Source: the annotation of a GenBank genome assembly